AUGGAUUCCAAUAUGACCUUAUGUGUUCGUACUCUGUUCCACGAAAUCAAGCCCACAGAAUGUCUACUAGGUCGAAUUUGUGCACUAGCCAUAGUAUUAGUGUCUAUAUUUGCCAUCUUUUUCAACAUUCGUUUUCUUCAUUGGUCAUCUUAUCAUCGAAAUGUUCGAUCUCGACAGUAUUCCUUAAUUAUUUCUAUGAUUAUUUCUUCAAUUUCUGUUGUUCUUGUCAUUUCGCCAUCAAUCUUUUCCCAGUGUUUCUAUUGUUAUCGUUGGUGUUCCGAAUUCUAUUGUCUUUUCGAAGGUUUCGUUAACUAUCUCAAUGGUUGUGUCAACAUGUUCAUGUUGAUGAUGAUUUCUCUUAUCCGUUAUUCAUCAGUCAUUCAUACAAAUAUUCGACAACGAUAUUUCGAACAACAUUCUUGUUUGACAGUGAUCAGCUGUUGGUUGUGUGGACUUCUGUUUGCCGUACCACCAUUAUUUCAUUGGAAUGAAUAUGUACCUGAAGGUGUUGGUUUCCAUUGUGGACUUAAUUGGUUCGAUCGAUCGACAAAAUCUCGUGUUUAUUUCGUUUUAACAUUCGCUUUUGUUUAUUUCAUUCCAUUGUUAAUUCUACUGAUCGUGAAUAUUUAUGUUUAUUGUGUUAUUCGACGUUUAAUUCGAGGUGAAACACGAGUAACUCAGUCAAACGCGCAUCUAACAGAUCAACCACACCGAUCAACAUCAUGCACUACGACAUCGACUCGGAGUAGUUCAACAAAUACAGAUAAAUCUGAUCGUAUUCGCUCGAUGAACUCACUAAGUGGACAUCCAAGCCUGAUUCCACGUCGAACACUUGAUAUCAUUCAAUCCUAUCAUCGAUUAUCACGAUUGAAUCGAUUACGAGCUGAUCGUCGCUUCGCAUUAGCAACAACAUUUCUCAUUAGUGAAUAUGUGCUUAGUUGGACACCCUAUGCUAUUGUUGCACUUAUCUAUCUCUUUGAUAUCGAUUUGAUUAGUCAACAUUCGAUUACUAUGACAAUAUGUGCAUUCAUAGCCAAGAUUUCAAUGAUUCUCAAUCCAUUUCUUUAUAUCGCCACGACCAAGAAGAGUCAAUUGGGAACAAUCUUACUGUGUAAAACUUGUUCAUGUUCAUACUGUCGACUAAAGAAGAACAUCAUUGCUUUGUAA
Molecule: messenger RNA, 1167 nt
Organism: Adineta ricciae
Lineage: Eukaryota; Metazoa; Rotifera; Eurotatoria; Adinetida; Adinetidae
Source: the annotation of a GenBank genome assembly